Adineta ricciae is the source of this 264-nucleotide messenger RNA. Lineage: Eukaryota; Metazoa; Rotifera; Eurotatoria; Adinetida; Adinetidae. The record is from the annotation of a GenBank genome assembly.
AUGAAUUACCCAACAGGCAUGAGCGCUGGUACGGGCUUUCAUUACAACAAAGUGGCGGCUCAGAUGCAAAAUUAUCUAAAUAAUAACAAUUCGCCCCGUCGAAAUCAAUAUGCAUCUCCAAUGUACGCAUCUUAUUUUCCUCAAGGAGAAGCCAUCGCAUCUCAUCUCGUACAAUACGGUGCACAACGCAUGGGCGUUCCUCCUAUGGUUGCAAAUGAGCUCAGCGGUAUUGCUAUAGGGCUAAUGCGUAAUGUUCUGUCGUAA